Danio aesculapii is the source of this 1813-nucleotide messenger RNA. It is a transcript of the gene napbb, whose product is annotated as N-ethylmaleimide-sensitive factor attachment protein, beta b. Lineage: Eukaryota; Metazoa; Chordata; Actinopteri; Cypriniformes; Danionidae. Gene Ontology annotation, cellular component: terminal bouton; synaptobrevin 2-SNAP-25-syntaxin-1a complex; vacuolar membrane. The record is from RefSeq and is a predicted model, not a curated record. The transcript is spliced from 11 exons. The coding region runs from base 84 to 971 and encodes 295 amino acids. Gene Ontology annotation, molecular function: syntaxin binding; soluble NSF attachment protein activity. Gene Ontology annotation, biological process: synaptic transmission, glutamatergic; regulation of synaptic vesicle priming; intracellular protein transport.
UGCCAUAGUGACAGAGCGAGAGAAGCGAGCGGAGAAAUCAUAAUAUAAUUUACCAUUUACCUAUUCAUUUAUCCACAGAAACAAUGGACAACUCCGGUAAAGAAAAGGAAGCUAUUCAGCUUAUGGCCGAAGCUGACAAGAAAGUAAAGUCUUCCGGCUCUUUUUUAGGAGGAAUGUUUGGAGGAAAUCACAAAGUGGAAGAGGCUUGUGAGAUGUACGCCAGAGCGGCCAACAUGUUCAAAAUGGCCAAAAACUGGAGUGCUGCAGGCAAUGCUUUCUGUCAGGCGGCCAGACUUCAUAUGCAGCUUCAGAAUAAACACGAUUCUGCCACCAGCUACGUCGAUGCUGGAAACGCUUUCAAGAAAGCUGAUCCACAAGAGGCUAUCAAGUGCUUAAACGCAGCAAUUGAUAUUUACACAGACAUGGGAAGAUUCACCAUCGCAGCAAAGCAUCACAUCACAAUCGCUGAGGUUUACGAGUCAGAGCUGGUGGACAUCGAGAAGGCAAUUGCACAUUAUGAACAAGCUGCUGACUAUUAUAAAGGAGAGGAAUCAAACAGCUCUGCAAACAAGUGUCUGCUGAAGGUGGCUUCAUACAGCGCUCAGUUAGAGCAGUACCAGAAAGCAAUAGAGAUUUAUGAGCAGGUUGGAAGCAACACCAUGGACAAUCCCCUUCUGAAAUACAGCGCCAAAGAGUAUUUCUUCAAAGCCUCUUUGUGUCACUUCAUCGUGGACGAGUUAAACGCAAAGCUCGCUAUUGGAAAGUACGAGGAGAUGUUUCCAGCCUUCUCAGACUCAAGAGAAUGCAAACUGCUGAAGAAACUUCUAGAGGCCCACGAGGAACAAAAUGCAGAGGCUUUCACAGAAGCGGUGAAGGAGUUUGACUCUAUCUCCCGCUUGGAUCAGUGGCUCACCACCAUGCUUCUUCGGAUCAAGAAGACCAUUCAGGGCGACGAGGGCGACCUAAAAUGAACUGGACGGUGGGGAAACCCACUGCAUGGCGCCCUCCUUCCCCACUUCCAUUUCACAUCUCUUCUGUGCAAUGGCCAAGUCCAGGUUUCCCAAAAACAGUAUGUCAAAACGCAUUGCUGCAACAUUUCUAGAGAAUAUACUUCUAAGCCUGUACUGUUACAUUGAUAUCCAGUUAUAUAAUAUAGCACAUAUCAAACAUUUAGCACUCCAGUUCAAAAAGAUCUGCUCCGGUUUCCCGGGGUAUUUCUGGAAACGCGGGUUCAAGGGAAAGUCAAUGGGGAUUUGAGAUGUUCCUCGUGUUUCUUUCGCAACAGCCGCCGAAUUGGGAUGUGCUAGAGCUGCAUGAAUUGUACAGAUGUAAUUAUAAGUCAGUGCAGCAGGAUUUUCUUUUUGUGUUACUAUUAUUAUUGUUAUUAUUAUUAUUAUUAUUAAAAUUUAGACAGUCAUUAAUUUUAUUUGAACAGUUUUUGUCGUCUGAUUGUCUAAACGGCAUGCAGGCCUCAAAAUGCAGAUGUCAUCCAUGUUUAAUUUAAUCAGUGUAGAAGUUCUUAUUUAAGCUCACCACUGGUAGUUUUGAAAGUAGGAUUGAAAUCCAUCCUAACAUGCCCUAAAUGUGUCAAACAUCAUAGAAAUAAUGCAGUUUUUCUUCAAUGACAUUUUGAUUUUGGGCUGUAAUUUAUUUCAUUUAAUAACACAUCAUUAUAUUGUGAAUUAUUAAUUUUAUGACUUGUCAAGAAAAUAUUAUUAGUCUAAUAAUAGUAUCAUUUAAAAUACAAAGGUAUUAUUAGUCUAAUCAUAUUAUAUUAGUCUGAAAAUUUAUUUAUUUUUAUUUUCAAAUUGUC